CAGAUAUAUUUAUAUUUAUCGCUUCCUCCUUGCUUCUUUUCGUGUGAACAGCAAAUCCGUUGCUUCUACACUCAUCAUCAUCUUGCCAAUCAUGAAGUUCGUAUCUUCUCAGUGCUCUUUCGACUAUCCGUGGAACUACGUUUCCGCAUCGGCCUGGAAGAAGUAUCCCAAUGAGAUGUCGUCUCACGUCGUCGCCGUCGACGUCCUUCGCCGCGAAGUGAACCCGGAGACUGGCAUCCUCACCACCGAGCGUCUCAUCACUUGCCGUCAACCUAUCCCGAGAUGGCUUCUUGCAAUUGUCGGUGGUCGCGAUACUUCGUACGUUCGUGAGGUUUCGGAGGUUGACCCCGUCAAGAAGACCCUUACUCUCCGCUCCUGCAACCUCACAAUGAACCACCUCCUUUCCGUCAACGAAAUUUGCACAUACUCUCCCGAUACCUCCGAUUUCUCCAAGACCGUCUUCAACCAGGUUGCCCGCAUUGAGGCUUAUGCCACUUUCCAGCGUCUUUGCAACAAGAUUGAGGAUUGGUCGGUCGAGCGCUUCAGACAGAACGCCGCCAUCGGCAAACUUGGAUUCGAAAGCGUGCUUCAAAAGCUUGCCAACACCGUUCCCGAGGGGAUGUUUAAGGAAGUCAGCACCGCUUAAUGUUCUUCUGUUCUUAUCACGACUCCCUCGACAUUCCCAACUCCCUCUCCUCUAUUUCUUUUUUCUUUCUCCUUUCUUUUACGGCGCAUUCAUGGGUUUAAAAAUGUUUCGGUUCUGUUUUAUGUGUACGAUAUUCAGCAUUUGCAUUGGGUUCAAAAUUUAGACACUUCACAGAAGCAAAAGCUCAUGAUUAUGUUUCUCUUCAAAGUUAUUCAGAUCAUUUCUCCUGCAUAGACCUUACUAUCUCCAUCUAUAGAUGUUGUCAAGUCGGCGCUCGGGCGCCGGUUUUGUUUUUGCUGUUUGAAUCUCCCUCUCAAUCUAUUAAUAUCAAUAACA
Molecule: messenger RNA, 982 nt
Organism: Myxozyma melibiosi
Lineage: Eukaryota; Fungi; Ascomycota; Lipomycetes; Lipomycetales; Lipomycetaceae
Product: PRELI-like family-domain-containing protein
Exons: 1
Coding region: 92-646 (184 amino acids)
Biological process (GO): phospholipid transport
Cellular component (GO): mitochondrial intermembrane space
Molecular function (GO): phosphatidic acid transfer activity
Source: RefSeq, a predicted model, not a curated record